AUGCUGAAACCUACUACGAAUGCAUCUAAAAGCUUGAUGAACCUACUAUACAAAGAAACAGCCUCUCGCAACCCAGCAACAUCUUCAUCAUCAUCAUCACAAUUACAUCCCACCUUAUCAAAUCAAUUAUAUUCAACCACUAACGAAUCAUACGAAUUAGAUUUUUUGAACAACAUAUCAACAAAGAGAAAACAAAAUGCACACAACCUACUAGCUGGUAAUUUAAAAACUUUGCCGUUUUUAAGUAUUAAGAUUGAGAAUUCUUUUUUAAACUUAAAAGAUUUUCAAAAUUUUUUACCAUUUGAGAAAUAUUUAAAGUAUGAUCAAAAUCCCAUAAAUCAAUUUGAAAUAUUGAAAAAAAGAAAUGAUCACUUAGUUUUUGAAAAUGAAUAUUUUUUAUUUUUCAAAAAUCGAAUGUUUUGUUUAACUUAUAUAAAUGAAAUUAAUCAAAAAAUUUUAAAUGGUGUUCCAUUAAAAUUCCAACAAUAUCAAGAUUCAGCAAUUUUGAAAGAACUUAUAGCUACUUACCCUCAUCAAUUAAUAUCAACAAAUCCCAAAUUAAUUAAAAAAUUGAUACCCACUACAAUAUCAGAAGAACCAAACACACAAAUAGAAGAAAUAUUACAAAAAGAUGAAUUAAAUUAUAAAACACUUCAGCAAUUAUUUAACUUUGACCAAAAUUCAAAAUCAAUACUUAUUAAAAAUUGGCCAUUUGGUUUAAAAAAAUCAACUAUUGAAAAAUUUCUUUGGAAUUAUAAUUUAACUUCAGAACCACUUGAUCAAAUUUAUUCAAAUAUUAAUUUAGGUAUUAAUAUAAUAAAAUUAAAUUUUACAAAUAUUGAUGAUGUUAAUAGAUUUUGGCUUAAUUUUAAUGGUUUAAAACAAUGGAAUUUUUUACAACAUUUUGGAAAUGUAAUGGAAAAGAAAGAUUAUGGUCCUUUAAUUUGUGAAAUUAUCUGA
This is a messenger RNA of Lodderomyces jiufengensis, 960 nucleotides long. RefSeq lists its product as uncharacterized. The coding region runs from base 1 to 960 and encodes 319 amino acids. Lineage: Eukaryota; Fungi; Ascomycota; Pichiomycetes; Serinales; Debaryomycetaceae. The transcript has a single exon. The record is from RefSeq and is a predicted model, not a curated record.